AAAGUGCUGGGAUUACAGGCUUGAGCCACCGCGCCCGGCCCCAGGACAUGUUUUCUAAGCACUGUUGGCUGAAGGCAUCCAAAUGUCGGUCAGAAGCAUGUGGGGGCUGGUGCGGGGAUGUGUGUGACAUGGCUGAGGCUGGUCCGUGUUCUGAGCAGGCUCCUGGCACAGCUGGACAGUCGUAGGCCCCACAGGAAACCGGCCCUGCCCUUCUCUCGGAGGAAACCACGGCCGAGGGUGUUCCUGCAGGGCCAGGCUCAGGUGAGCCCAGCACAGCCACUGACCAGGCAGAACAGUGACCUCCAGGCCCUGCUGUCCAGAACCCCAGCAAAGAACCUGCCGUAGGGUGCUGCUGUCCAUGUCAAGGUGGGCCCAGGUGUGUCGCUUCCGCUGUGAUGGACUCUAGUCUCACUGUAUUUUCAAACGACCUCUCUGGCUGGCCAGAGCCACCGACAACUAAAUUAGGAAAGCCGGGCACCCUGCUGUUUAUAUUGGCCCCUGGGAGGAAGACAUUCCAUUCCCUGUGGGUUCUGCAGCUCAUCCAAGUGCUGGGGGGACUCCGAGGGAGGCCUGGUCUCACCCCGCACUGCUGGGCGGGCAGUGGUCACACAGGGCAGCCCAGACUCAGCCAGCGCAGCUCUGACCAGGGGCCUUUGCAGGCGGCUUUGAGGGGCGGGGCGGAUGGCCUAAGGGGCAGCACUGGCUCUGGCACGUGAGGACGCGUUCACUCAGCAGCACCGUGGAAGAGGGCGGGGCCACCUUCGCAGCAAGCGAAGCCCCCGAUCGCAGCACGCCUCAGGAGACGGCAGAGCCUUGUACGGGAGUCACCGAAAGUCCUGGGCCCCCCUCUCAGUUCAUGACUUGGGGGCGCUCCUGGCGUCCAUGCUGUUCCCCUUUGUGGGGACACCGAGGUCUGUGCGGGUCACCAUGGGGCUCCCAGAGCUGGGCCUCUGGGAAAGGCUCCCUGAGGUGGGGGCAUCUGAGCCGGGUUGUGAAGGAUGAGCAGGAGCUCGUCAGGGAGGCAGUGAGGCUGUUCCAGGCUGAAGGGCACAGCGAGGUUGGGUGUGGAGUGGGCAAGUGGGGUGGAGGCUGGAGCUGGCAGGAAAGGGCGUGGUGAGGAGGGAAAGGGGGUUGCGUAGUGAGUGAACCCAGCCUCCGAGGGGCACUGCCAGCAGUGGGUGAACCAAUUCUCUGUGGAGCGCUGUUCGCCACCCACGGGUCUGCUGCCAGCCUGCCCAGCUGUGCCCAGCACUGCUGUAGGCUCAGUAAAGUAGAGAUCAGAACCAACACAGGUCCUGCCCAUGGAGGGGCGCUGCUCUAGUGGGGAGCUGGGCAAAAACAGAGGUGACUUGUUUAAAAAUGCACUCAGAUCUUAGAAAAUUAUAGUGCUGUGACAGUAGUCACCCGGGACAUGCCAGCAGCAGCAGCCGUGGGCCGUGGACUCCUGGAAUCCCCCGGCCAAUGAAGCCCAGAGCGCAGAACAUGCUGAGCUGGGGGACUGCUCGUGCAGACCCCGGAAGAAGGAACCACCCGCAGGUUCAAGGAACCCAAAGACAGCAGCACCUCUGAGGCUACCUCGAGGGGCGGGGACCAGCGAGGGUGAGCGCAAUAGUGGGCAGUGGGCGCAGGACCUUGUGAUGAGAAGGGGCAGCCAGGGGGGAUGGCAGGACAGCAGGGAGCAGGGUAGUGGCCAGGCCAGACCCAGGGAGGAACUUGGUUAAUGAUGAUUGCAAAACACAAAGGCUCUGUGAAGGGGGCUGUGGAAUCCCCUCUCGCUCCCGCCCAAGGGUGUUGUCCUGAACUGCGGAUGCCUCCAACAGCCACAGGUCUAUGGCUGAGGCCACCUCAGGGAGGUGAGACUCACCCCAAAGGGGACUUUCUAGCUCUGGCCGAACCCCUAAUCCUCAGCCGACAAACCAGAAGAGCAUCCUGAUCUCUGAGUGUAAACGUGUUCCAGACAAUCACACUGCGGGGUGAAUGCCACUGUGACAGCUGAAGAACGGGAUGGGGUGGCCGAGUCCGUCCUCCACACCCACCUCUGCUUGCCGGCCAGGUCCUGAUGACACCCUGACCUCAUAAGCGGUCACAGACUCAGAUGUGCCGUGGAGCUAAACUGGAUUUUGAGUCACUGUGACUCUUAAGGAGGCUGUGAGGCAAGUCCAACCUACGAGGGUCCCACUGACACGGCCGCACCACCCAGGACAGGCGCUCGGCCUCAACAGGGGCUCCGAGUGUGGGGAGUGGUCCCGUCCCCAAGCUGCCCACCACCUGAGGUCAGGGCAAUGGGAGUUUAGAAGUCAGCAUGGAGCUCCAUUACUCUCUGCUUCCAAACUCGCCUCCCAUCAAGGCAGGAGGAUGAGCUGGUUUAAUUCCAGCUCUGUUUUUCAUCUUUCUAUUUGGAUCGUGGGGCUCAGAAGCCAUCAGCGAGGGGUGUGGGAAGGGGCAGAUGGACGUCACACGUGGCUGAGCCAGGUGGCCUUUAUUCAGAUGAUCAGAAUGUCCCCACCGCAAGCAGUCAGCAUGGCUGGUUCAGUCAUCCGAAUGACUCACCUGCAAAGUCAUUAAGACGACUGAAACGCCCAGCCAGCGGGGACAAAACGUAUGACAGGCUCUGUGGACAACGGCCUGAGAAGUUCAGCCUCGGGUGAAAGGAGCGCAGCCAUCCACGGGCGGCCCAGUCACAGCAGAGGGGACGUGCCCGGAGACGCCUGGCGGAAGGCAGCUGGAAGAGCAGAAAGACCUGCAGUGACAUCAUGUCUGUGGACGCCCAAGCCCUGAAGAAGAAGGUGGGCAAGCUGGCCUGUGACCCGGCCGCCCACUCCAUCCUCAGCAGCUUGCUGCUGUACGUCACGGGCCGCGCAGACCGGCCCUCGGCGACAGAGGCCGGGGAGAGCAGGCCCAGCCACCAGCCCCAGACCCAGGAGGCCACCCAGAGGCCCACGCGCUUCCAGCUCCUGCAGGCCAAGUUCCUGGGCACUGGCCGGGAGCGCUACCUCAAGAAGACCCGGGAGGUGGGCCGGCUGAUCUCCAAGGACAAGCAGGGGCCGGGUGGGGGCCUCGUGGGCGCCACCAUCAACAAGCUCCUGGAGAAGACCAAGGAGCCGGCCCCAAAGCCCUGCCCCAGCGAGAAGCCCCACUGGGGCCACCCGGCCGGGAAAAGCACCGUGAAAAACAUCCUGAAGAUGUUCUUGGCCGCCGAGGAGAAGGAGGCGAAGGAGAAAGAAGCGCGCGAGAAGCCCGCUGCAGAGCGGCCCAAAGUCUCCCGGGGCCUCUUGCCAAAGAUCAUGGGCAAGAGCUCAGUGCUGUCCAAGCUGCGGGAGAAGUUCGAGCAGAACAGCUGCCUGUGCUCGGAGGCCGGUGCGCUGAGGGUGCACACGCAGGAGCGGAAGAAGAGGAACCUGCAGAGGAAGAAGAUGCAUCGGCCGGAGGUGUGCGUGCUGCACACGGCCACCAUGGCCAGCACCUGCGUCAAGACGCCCCUUGCCCGCUUUCUGGCCUGCACGGCUGAGCCCCUGCCAGCCCUCAGCAUCGCCACCAUCGUCUGUGGCCCCAGGAGCUGGCUGUCCCACUGCACCAAAAUCAGCCACUCGGAGGUGAGGCGUCUGCCCAGAGGAGAAGCCAGCGUGCUCCCCAGUGCCAGGGAGACGGAGCCCAGUGGAAAUAAAGCAGCGGGAAAGGGCCCCCUGGAGGGAGAGCCCCAAAGACAGCCAAGGCCCUCGAAGCCCGUGACACCCCAGGUGAUGGCUCGGAGGGACAGCCAGGCUGUCCCCUCGCUGGCCCCCUUUUGUGCUCCCUGUACAGGCGAAGUCCUCCCUGGCCUUGUGCCUGCAUCGUCCCCACUGGGAUCGGCCAGCCCGUGGGGCACCAGAUCAGCCACAGGUGACGGGACGGCAGACCCCACGGCAGAGAGCACUGCAGGAGGCGUCCAGGAGGUGAGGGGAGCCAGACUCACGUGGUCUCCUGGGCCCCCGGGUGAGAGUGCAGGGGAAGGCCCUGAAAUCACCAUGACUGUUUGCAGUUCAGAGGACGAACGGGAAGGAGCAGGCUUCCCAGACCCAGGGAGAGACCCCCUCUUUGCCACCCAAAAGUAUUUCCCAGAACAGAAGGUGCCAGGCCACAUCCCACCCCUGAACACUCCAUCAGUCCAGGCUGCUCGGAGAACACAGCCUGGCACAGAGCCCCCACGGAUAACUGUCCAAAUCCCAGUUGUCCACGAAAUGCCAGCCCCUCCCACCAUGCUGCAAAAUACAGCAAGUUGUGAAAACAAACGUUCUCGUAUUUUUGGAGGAGGGAAUGUGGUUGAAAAUGCACACACAGAAUUUCCCACCGUGACUGAGAACAGAAAGGGUCACCAAGCCCCCGUGGAACUGAGCAAGCUUUCAGGGACCCAGGUGGGACUCGGCGUCUCUUCGCCGCAAGGGCCAGGGGCAGUUUGGGAUCCGGCAGCAGCAAGAGGGACUGCGGGUGCUGACCACAGUGUCCCAGAGAGAGUCCUGACACAGAGACUCCAGACAGAGAAGGAAAUCAAAGGCAGCUUUGAGAAUUCACACGGUCCCAGGAAUCCUGACGAUAUUUCAGGAGGGAGGACCUCUGAGCUCAGAGAUGAGAAGCAUCCGUUGCCAGAAUCUAAUGAAAUAUCAACGCAGAGCAAGGGCUCCGCAACAAGUUAUCCUGCAGCCUCACAAAACCUUCUGAGGGGAAACACCAGCCAUGCCUCCAGCAGCCAGCAAGUGCUAUCCCCGACCGGGAGAAAUCCAACAGGUGCUCCCACGUCGCUGGCGGCACCAUCCAAGGGGCAUAUGGGGCCUGAGGGUGUCACCGCGAUGGGCACGACCGUGCCCGACGUGCUGGAGGAAUGCAGAAGGCCACUGCUAACAGAGUCCGCUCAGCCCCUGAAGGCUGCCGAGGAAAUCACCAGCCAUGAGUUUCGCGAGAACCCACUGUCCUCAUUAAAUGAACGACCCAAACCAGGUGUGAACGCCUGUGGGGCGACAGCAGCUGCAGGGAGCGUUGUGAGCCAUGCCACGCCUGCACCAGUACCAGGCAGCACCCAGAGCUCUGGAGACCACAGAGUGGGAGAGCCAGAGACGCUGGGCCAGGAGGGAAGCAGAGCCUUGUCCAAAAGCCAUCCCAGAGGAGAGGCUCUCCCUCAAGACCCCCACAGCCACAGCCUCCUGGCCCCCGGGGGAUCCUCGGAGCCCAAGAGUAGAGCAGCAGGGAGGAGCCUCCUGAGAGGUGUGGCCCUCGCCCGGCACCCAGAGGACGCUGCGGCCCUCGCCCGGCACCCAGAGGCACCCCGAUUACACACUUCAAACACGUCGGCAGCCAGCAGACAUACGGCAGCCAUAGGAGGCAGAAAGGAUGUGGCUGUGGAAGGAAACCUUUUGGGUUUCAGCACAAAGUCUGGAAUUCCUGCUUCUGAUCAUCCUAGACCACAGGCAAAGAGUGUGGCAGAGUCCCUGAGCUAUGGCCCUGGCCUCCCACCGUCGCCUCCUGAGAACCCACGGGCAAAGGGCAGGGAGGGUGUCAUGUCUCCCAGUGGGGCAGAGCCUGACCAUCUGCUUCCCACGAUGCCUCCCAUGCAGGCGGACAUGGGGUGGGCAGGUGGCACCCACCAGCGGGACCCUCCCCAAGUACAGGCACACCUGCCCCCUACUGCUGGUGACACACAGGCAAAGCUCUGGGCCAGUGUCCCCAAGCCUAGGACCCAAGCAGGUGAAUCCCAGGGGCGUCCCCUGACACAGGUGGACCUGGGGAGGCAACCGAGUCACCAGGCGCAGGAGAAGACCCCCCCGCCCGGGGGUGCAGGGAAGAGGGUGGUGCCGUUGGGCCCGAAGGUUAUGCUGAACCCAGCAAAAGAGCCUCAGACACAGUGGGCACAAGAUCUGGCCGGGGACAAAGGGACGGCCAUUGGGGUUGGGGGUGCCUGCCAGCACAGUGACCAAGGUGAGCAGCAUCUGCAGGGACCCUGGGAGGAGCAGGAGAGAAGUACAGAGCAGGGGGAGGGCACCAGGGCUGCCAAGAACCCAGCUGUGCCUCCAGGGGACCCCAAGGGGCUGGGAAGCCUGGCGGCCCAGGGACAGGCCCAGAAAUGGGCUCAGGGGCAGGCCCAGGGACAGGCCCAGAAACAGGUUCAGAAACUGGCCCAGGGACAGGUUCAGGGACACGCUCAGGAACAAGCCCAGUGGCAGACUCAGAUAGAGGCCCAGAGACAGGCACAGGAACAGGCUCAGGGUGGGACCCAGGGACAGGUUCAGGGACAGGCCCAGAAACAGGCCCAGAAAUGGGCUCAGGGACACGUUCAGGGACAGGCCCAGAAACAGGUUCAGGAACAGGCUCAGGGACAGGCCCAGUGGCAGACCCAGACAGAGACCCAGAAACGGGCUCAGGAGCAGGCACAGAAAGGGGCUCAGGAAUGGGCACGGGAACAGGAUCGGGAGCAGACCCAGACAGAGGCUCAGGGACAGGCCCAGUGGCAGACCCAGACAGAGGCCCAGAAACAGGUUCAGGAACAGGCUCAGGGACAGGCCCAGUGGCAGACCCAGACAGAGACCCAGAAACGGGCUCAGGGGCAGGCCCAGAAAGGGGCUCAGCCACCGGCCCAGGAACAGGCUCAGGGCCAGACCCAGAUAGAGGCCCAGAAAGGGGCUCAGGAAUGGGCACGGGAACAGGGUCCAGAGCAGACCCAGACAGAGGCUCAGGGGCAGGCCCAGAAACGGGCUCAGGGGCAGGCUCGGGAACAGGGUCGGGAACAGGCUUUGAUAUGUGGGAUGGCAUCUCAGGCCUGGGAGCAGCCCAUUAGUGGCACAGCUGAGGGAGUGGAUGCUGCUGGCAGGAGUGGGGUGUCCGGAAGCCCAGCCACCAGGGAUGGUGGACAGUCCGGGGGCAGCAGCCUGGGGGAGCCCAGCACCCGGCACCCACCCCCAGGAAGCCGCCCCCUCAGGGGCAAGAGCGUUGCCACCUCUCCCCUGAGGCUGGGAAAGAGCCCGGCUGAGCCCAUGCCCGAGGCUGGCGGCUGCUGGACUCCCCAGGCCCCGGCCCAGAAGGGGCCCCCGGACCACCCCGGGGCUGAGAGGGUCCCGCAGGACACAACGAAGGCGUCGGAGCCUGAGCGUCACAGGAGGUCCACGCGCCUGGCCAAGUACAAAGCCCAGAGCUUCAGUGACCAGAGGGCCUUCGAUUUGUCCUUCAGACCAGUGAGCGUCAGGGCCAGCAACACGUCUGAGCUCCCGAAGUGAGGCCCGGAGUCCGCACCGUGGCUCGCCCAGCGCUGUGACAUCUGCCCAUCCAGGGCCUUCAGGCAUUUUCCUGCCUCCACAUGCAUCUUGGAGAAUCCCCUACCGAGACACCUGUUUCCAUAAUUCUCUCUCCCUUCUUCACAAGCUGACCUUGGGAGGACUGAGCUACACGAGGGUUGCGUCCCUGUCACCCCACAGAGCCACGAGGCCAUGGGGAUGGGAGGUGCAGGCCUGCGGCCUCACCAGGCCCUCGGGAUUCUUUGUGCCUUCACCCGAAGGCGCCGGCUCACCCCCGUCUCACAUACCCUGCAGUGUGGAGCUCACACCUCCCACAGUGGCACGGUGUGUGCACCCCCUCGACCUGCAGGACACUGGUGCUUUGGGACGCCUCCCCAGCUCUCACAGGGCUGCCUCCCACCGCUCCCUGUCCACGCCCCGCCAUGCCCUGCUCUGACGUGGCCGUGUAGCACCCACCCUCCAUGGGCCCAAAGUGACACACACGGCCCCACCCCGCAGGACUCGAAAGAAAGGACAGAGCUUCAGGCCGGGCGCGGUGGCUCACGCCUGUAAUCCCAGCACUUUGGGAGGCCGAGGCGGGUGGAUCGCGAGGUCUG
Messenger RNA from Rhinopithecus roxellana (golden snub-nosed monkey), 7852 nucleotides. Its product is annotated as treacle protein. NCBI's taxonomy places the organism in Eukaryota, Metazoa, Chordata, Mammalia, Primates, Cercopithecidae. Bases 2754 to 7238 code for a protein of 1494 amino acids. The transcript has 2 exons. The record is from RefSeq and is a predicted model, not a curated record.